AUGGCGCUCAAGACCGUGGCUGGUAAGAUCCGUUUCAAAAGCUACGAAAUUCUGUUAUUUUAGUUUUGUUAUGCUCUUUCGCCACAUCUCUGGCAGUUCUACCGGAUGUCGGAGUGCCAAAUUACAGUUGUCCUGGUGAUUCGAUGAAAAAAAGCAAAAGUAUCCCGAAAAACGUCAACUCACUGCGGCCGGCUGAUAUUAAAGUUGUUAUGGCGCUGGGCGACUCCUUGACUGUUAGUUUAUUUUAAGCAAAAAAAAAAAUAGUUUUUAUGACAACCCAAAUAUAUUUUGUUUUUACUUCAUUUUUUUAAUUGGAAUGCUUCAUUUCAAGUUUUCAGGAGUCGAGGAAACUUCGCUACUGAGUUUAAUAAAGCCCUAGGAAAAUAUUUGGAACUGAAGUUGAGGAUAAAGUUUAGCAAGAAGGAGAAGGUCAGCAAAGGAUGUAACGCUUCAAUCGUUCCUCGUACAGUAGGAGAGUUUAAGUUUGAGAAAAAUGAAAAAAAGCUUCUUUAAUUAAAUGUUGUAUGAAUCAUACGAUUUUGAGAAGCCUUGGGUGGACUUGACCGAAUAAUUGUUUUUGAACUUCUUCAGAGCACAAACUGCAGUAAUUUUGGUAAUCACCACAAAACACGCUGUUAGAUAAGAAUAUGCCCCCUUUCUCAAAAAUUAAAAACGCUGAAAUAAAGACAAUAGACAGCUUGAUAGAAGUUACUUGGGUAAUUGAAAAAAAAAAUAAAAAUUUCUUUUUAAUUACUGAAAGUGGAACAAAUUUUUUUCAUUUGCUUGAAUGGAAAAAAAGACAUCAAGGAUGCAAGCUUAUUCUAUUAAUAGUGUAAAACAUUUGAAACGGCGUCAUACUGCAACUAAUUAAAAGAAUGGGCCCAAGAAACAUCUCUGUCUUUUUUAGAAAAAAAAACGCCACAAAAGCUAGGAAUUUUUUUUUUUUGAAAUCCAAAAGACCUCUUAACGGGGCGCGCCGUAGCGCAACAGGUUGUGUGCCUGUCUACGGUUCACAGGGUCACAAGUUCGACCCCCGCCUUGAUCCGACCAAAGGGUCUGAGAUUUGUUGGUAUUGGGACACCAAAUCUUCGAAAAUCGCCUAGUCGUACACGUGCUGUAGAUCUUGGCUUUGUGUAUAUAGUCUGUGUGACACGACAUGAAAUUUCACCGAACGACAUUCCGCUGUUCCGCUGCGUCGCGAAGCGUCUUUCCGAGCCUCGGUCUCGCAUUGAGUUGGUUUCCAUUUCUGAUAGAUGGGCUGUUCCUCUAGGAAAACGUGUUGGUCGAGUUCUUAAAUAAAAUGAAAAACUAAAGGCGCACAAAGGCACGCAGCGGAAUAGCAAAAUGUCGUUCGGUGAAAUUCCAAGUCGUGGUACACAGACCAUAUUGGAAACGUUUCGUUUCUUCGUGUUAAGUGAGUUUUGAACUAGUGAAAGACGCUCCAUGCAGAACGAAUUCUGCGUGGAAUUUCGGUUUUUGAAUCAAUAAGAUGAGUACCGAGGUAGAUGAAUCUAUCCAUUUAGACGAUUCUUUUUCCUUCAAUUUCCAACUGUUCAACCGCUUCGACGCGACUCCAACUAGAAAAAACUUUCUAGAGAUUUCGAAAUUUAGAGAAAAAUAACGUAGUUUGUCAGGUUUAUUGUUUGUAAACAGAAAAAAGGUUUAGACAGAAUUUUCAGUCUUCUUCGAAAAGGUGAUCUGUUUGAGGCGGCAAAUGGAGCUGGAGCAGAAGAUCCACUGGCGGUUGUUCUCCAGUACAGAGGCCUCGCGUUCCAAGCUGGUGGAGACAAGACUUUAGACGAGCAUGCCACUAUCCCGAGCAAGCUCUCUAUCCCGUUUCAAAUUUGUUUUUCAAAUUUCCAGAUAUUUUGAAGAAGUACAACCCUAACCUUUUUGGAUAUUCUGUUGGAAUCGGUUCUCCCAACGUCUGGGAAAUCGCUUAUUUGAACGUCGCAAUGCCUGGAGCCAACGCAAAAGAUCUUCCUGGACAAGCAAGACAGCUGGUUUCGCUCCUGAAAGAGCACACCGAGGUUCUUACAGAGAACUGAACAGAUCUAUGAAAACUCGAUCAUAUCGUUUUUUUAAAUUUCAACUCGUCAUUGAAUUUUCAAGAUUCCGUUGAAAGUUUUUUAUUUCACUAUUUGCAUGGAAAUUUGAGUAAUACAAUUUCCCAUGAACUUCAGCGUAAAAAUGAUUUGUAAGCGCCUGUUAUAGCGAGGACUAUAAGUCACCGUGAUAACCUGUAGAUUCCAAUUUCUAUUAAAACGGAAGAAUCUUGCUUCAAGAGGCUCAUUAAUCCAGAUUUUUCUGAGAAGGAAAAAUCAAUCGAAAAUCUCAGCUCUCGUUGAAAAAGAGAGUGGAAAAUUAUUAAUCAGAAACUUUGAAGUUCGCUCAUUUUCGAAAUGUAAAAAAUACAUUUAUUAUUCAGCAAGACUAUCACAAGCAAAAAAAUUCGGCUAAACUUCCCAAGUCAAAGAUAAUGAUAAUCGAUUUCGUGAAAUUCACGAUUUUUCAGUCCGUCAACAUAAAAGAAGAUUGGAAAAUGCUCAACAUUUUUAUCGGUGGCAACGACAUGUGUGGCUACUGUCGUCACUCCGUAAAAAAUCUCAAUUCACCGCAUUUAACCGUAUUUUCCAGAGCUACGCGCCUUCAAUUUGUGUCUCAGAAAUACAAGAAGCUAUCCAGAUAAUUUACGACAAUGUUCCGCGCGUCAUCGUCUCACUCACCACUAUGUUGCAUUUGGAGAUCCUACGCAAAACUGACUCUGGUCACUUUUUCUGCACUCGUCUUCAUCAGUGAGUGAAAUGUCACGACUUGAAACAGUUAUUCUUGUCUUAGCCUUUGUUUUUUAUUGGCGCGGUAAUAAACACGGGUAAAAAGAAAUAAUAAAGUGAUUUCGAAUGGUUUCCAAAAAACUGAGACUAUUACGAGUCAGGAAAAUUGGAAAAAACCAUAUUUCAGUGACGAGUGUGGUUGUGAAAGCAACACUACUUUCACCGACGCCGACAUAGAAAAGGUCUUUCAAAAAUAAACUUUUAUUUCGAUUCCGGUUUUUCAGGCUUGUGUAGAAUACGCAGACUUGGAAAUACAACUUGGAAGCAAUGGAACUUUUGAACGUGACGAUUUUUCUUUAGUUGUGCAACCAUUUUUCCGCGAUGCUGACCAGCCACCUAUGAAGGUUUGUUUGAAAACCAUGAAAACUUGGAACUCCACUUAGAAGCUCCAGGAAAGGAAUCUUUUACAGAUAGUUCAGAAGUUAUGAUUUAUCGGAAUCGAAAAUUUCGAAUGGCUUCAAAACUUACUUACUUUGAUAACUUUCUUUGGCAAUUUUCUCAGCCGGAACCACUCGCUUUCCAGGCGGCAUGGUGUUGCGCAACAGUCAUCCAGUGGCGUCGUGUGUGACUGAUGUUCUUGCGGAAGCUGUCCGUCCAUCUGCGCGAUUAUUGUUUCUCGGUAGGCAGUGUCUUGUUCUCGUAGACCAGCGAUCGUCUUGUCUGCGGAUGACGUGUCAGCCCCAGCAGUGAUUCUCGCGCUGGAUGUGCUCUUGGAAGUCGUGGAUUUGGAACAGUUGAUGGAGAUCUGUGCUUCUCUGUCCUUUUUUUCACUUCUCAAAGCGAGUGGUGCCAAGAAAAGCCCGUUCCAGUGCACAAAGAGCGGUUGCGGACUUCUUCGUUUCAGACCAGACUUUCUCUGUGUAGUCGAUGAUCACAGGGAUCACGGAUGUUCUGCUUCCCGCUAGCGUCUAGUUCGUUAGGCAUAGACAACAAGUCGGCGGUGUCAUCAGCGAAGAGUACGAUGUCGUCGGCGAAUCGAAGUUUCGUUAGGACCUUGUUGUCAACUUCCCCGAGAGUGAGCAGCUCUCCGUGUGUCAUCUUGCUGCAGCUGGUUUUUCGAUGUUCGCAUUACGGUUAGCUGCUAGAAGUUGUUCGACCACCACUUCAGAUGUUAACGUGCGUCAAUUGAGAGUUCCAAAUCGCGAACAUUCGGCGUGGUACGUCCGCUGUCCAUCGCCUUGGUAUCCUGAUACUCCGCGAUUCGAUUGCCUCUUGUCGGCAGAGGCUGCCCACGAUACUGGAGAGGCGCUUGUCCGACGAAAGGAGGACUGGAGCCGUGGUGUUUGACGUGUAGUAGCACAUGUGUGGGCUUCUAAUUUGCCUUGCUAGGGCUGUUGGAAGUAACCAAGUUCGGCUUACUCAUGUAGGGUUUUCGUUGGCGCCGCGUGAAGGAACCGACGUCACCCCUCGGCUUUAAAAAGGUUUUGCAAACUUUAAAGUCCGGUGAGAACUUCAGUGGCAGUCAGACGCAAAACUUACGCCAGUAAGAUCCCUUCUAUCGACUUUUUCAAAUUCAGCUCGAUUUUUCAUAGAGAAUCUAUAAACACUAAAAAAGCUACUAUUCAAGUUUUAUUGAUUUACUUUUAGAAAACAUCUUUUCUCAAACUUUCUUGAAAUACUAAUUGAUCAAAUUGAAGGAUGGUAAGCCGUACAUGGGCUUCUUUGCUCCUGACUGCUUCCACUUUUCACAAUGGGGUCAUGCAGUUGUGACAACGUGGCUCUGGAAGAACUUGCUUGAACCGGUUGGGUCCAAAACGACCAACGCUUCUCUCUCGUAUCCAAGCCUUCCGUUAGCUUGUCCAGACCUGGUGAGACUUUUUUCUCACAUUUUAAAAUGUUGAGCUUUUCCAGGCUUGCCCUUUCAUAAGAACGACGAAAAAUAGUGCAGACUGCAGCGAGUACAUGACGCCCGUCUCUGAACAUUGA
This is a messenger RNA of Caenorhabditis auriculariae, 4760 nucleotides long. The record is from the annotation of a GenBank genome assembly. Lineage: Eukaryota; Metazoa; Nematoda; Chromadorea; Rhabditida; Rhabditidae.